This is a messenger RNA of Macadamia integrifolia, 1156 nucleotides long. Its product is annotated as cytosolic sulfotransferase 5-like. Gene Ontology annotation, biological process: sulfation. Bases 96 to 1046 code for a protein of 316 amino acids. Lineage: Eukaryota; Viridiplantae; Streptophyta; Magnoliopsida; Proteales; Proteaceae. Gene Ontology annotation, cellular component: cytoplasm. The transcript has 2 exons. The record is from RefSeq and is a predicted model, not a curated record. Gene Ontology annotation, molecular function: sulfotransferase activity.
CAUUAUGUCUCCAAGUGGACUGGUUUGGGUUAUAAAAGCUCUUCAAGGGGCUGGCCUAGCUACCUCACAACAAAGUGUUCUUCUUUCUUUCACUCAUGGCUCAAAUCCCUCCUUACAAAAUAUGUUUUGUACCCAAAAGCAAAGAAGAAGAGGAAGAAGAUGAGAAAAUCUACAAGAGAUACAGCGAAAUUGCUGCAGCUACACUUCCCACAACUGAAGGUUGGACGGGUAAACCAAUGUACCAGUACCAAGGCUUUUGGUACAACUCUGGAUUGCAUGGUAUUGGGCCAUUGGCAGUUCAAGAUCACUUCAAGGCAAGACCCAGUGACAUUCUUCUUGCUAGCAUCCCCAAGAGUGGCACAACUUGGCUGAAAUCACUGGCCUUCGCUGUCAUCAAUCGCAAAUCUAAUCCUCCUUCAGCUCAGCAGCAGCACCCUUUGCACAUAUUCAACUCGCAUGAUCUCGUGCCAGGGCUGGAGUGGUUGCUAUAUAACAACAACUUGAAUGCACUUUCAGGUUCUCGGAUUGUUUAUAUUUGUCGGAACACCAAGGAUACUCUGGUAUCAUGGUGGCAUUUUAACAACAAGAUGAGAUCGAAUAUAUCCUUAGACGCUAUGGAAUUGGAAGAAGCCUUGCACUGGUUUUGCAAAGGGAUGUCUUCAUUUGGGCCAUUCUGGGAACAUGUAUUGGGUUAUUGGAAAGCGAGCUUAGAAAGGCCUCAAAAUGUGCUAUUCCUUAAGUACGAUGAGAUGGUGGUUGAACCAGUUCUUCACCUGAAAAAGAUUGCAGAGUUUAUGGGGUGUUCCUUCUCUCCAAUUGAAGAGAAGGAAGGAUUGGUUGAUGAAAUAAUAAAGCUUUGCAGUUUCGAGAAUUUAAGCAAUUUGGCAGUGAAUAAAACUGAAAAAAAUGCUUCUGGUCUUCCCAAUAGUAGCUUCUUCAGGCAAGGUAAAGUUGGAGAUUCGUCAAAUUACCUCUCACCUGAGAUGUUGGAGCAGCUUGACCGCAUCACAGAGCAAAAAUUUCAUGGUUCGGGCUUAAAGCUCUAAGUUAGUUACCUCGUAUCUUGGUUUUUCUAUGGUAGCCUUUACCGUAAGUUUUUGCUCUGUUUUGUUGGCUUUGAGUGGAAGAAAGAAUGAUAUUGGCGCUCUGUUCUCUC